GAAGUAAAAUAUAUAAAUUGAUUUAUUUUACUUCCUGAUAUAAUGUAUACAUCGUGUCUAUUGAUUUAUUUUACUUCCUGAUAUACUGUAUACAUCGUGUCCUUGGUUUACUAGUACGCAGUUAGUUUCAGUUCUAAAACGGAAGGAUAAGCAGUGCAUCAUUUUAACGACUCCCCUUGUUUGUUAAGUUGGGCUUGUCCUGCAGCACACGGUUUGUUCCUGCUUUCUGGCUGUCCUGAAUGUAAGUAAUGUAUGCAUUGCAUGGUAUGGUACAGCUCAGUCACUCAUCACCAUAGGCUUCAUCUUCAUUGAUGGCUAUUAACAAUGUGUUUAACAUGGAGAGCUUAAAACAUGCUGCUUGCGAAGCAGAAAGAUCUAUUAAUCAUUCCAUUUUAUGGUUACAUAUUAAUAUUAUUUAAUGCAGUGUAAGCACGAAAAUCAAAUGUAAACACACCGCCACAAAGAAGCCAAAUGCAGAAUGCUGCCAGAAUAAAGCGAGACACACCUUCUGUUAUCUUGAUAUAAUUGCAGAUUGAUUUUUUUCUUUCUUUGGAAAGUCUGAGUGGCUGCUCCAGAAGGACACUUACCGUCUGUAAGAGAACAGGUGGGUAAUCGCAAAAUUAAUUUAUUUUUUUCUUAUUUAAUUUGUCGAAAUUUGUGAUUUCUUUACCAGCAAUUAUUUUGCUAUAUAAUUCAUCUAAGACUUUAAUUCAACCGAAUGUACACCUAUAGAGUCUAGAUUGCAGUGAUAUGUUACUCAGCACUAAAUAAAAUGUUUAAAGUGGAACUGCCAUAUGGGUAAAUAUUGCACAACUCGUCGUUAUGGACAAAAUGUCUAUUUAUUCUGUGUAUCUGUGUUCACUGUGUAAAAUAGCUGCUAGAGUAAAAGCUCCCCCCCACCCCCGUGUGCUCGGUAACUAUUUCCUCUGUAAAUUCCUCCCCCCUUCCCAUCGAGCUACCCUCCCCCCUUCCCAUCCUGCUACCCUUCCCCCUUCCCAUCCUGCUACCCUCCCCCUUCCCAUCGAGCAAGCCUCCACCCUUCCCAUCCAGCAAGCCUUGUGUAACAAAUUCCUGUGUUAAAGGAACAGCUUCCUUUACUAACUCCUCUCCCACUUCCUUUGUGCAACUAACAGCUCUAUAGAAACAUGCGACGUGUAGUAAAAUGGAGCUGGAAUGGGGCUGGGAUACAAAGAAAUGUCAUGUGAUGAUGCUGGGGUCAUGCCCAGUAGGGGGGGUUUAGACAAGACCCCUUAGACUGUUAACCAAUUGAUGAAUGUAUACUUUAUGUUAACUGUGACUCUGGACAUGACGUAUUUCUGCUUUAAAAGGGAAUCGCACCCCCUGGAAUAAAGGCCACUCUAGAGUCCUUCAUAAACCUGCAAUGUGUCCGGUGUGAUUUACUUCCAGAAGACAUGCGCACAAUCAAUUUAGAAAGGAGUAGAUAGACAAAUAAUCAAACAGUUUGUUUGAUCCAAAUCACAGUGGUUAAAUAAAAACUAGAAAUGUGUGAGAUGUCAUGAAUCCCUUUUAUUCUAGAACUUUGGUCCUUAAGGGGUUAAAACAGGUGUGGGCAAUCUGUGCCCCAUUACUGUGAAACCGAUCCACUGUACUUCUGGCCUGAUAUCCACUACAGUAAUGGGUAUGAUGCUUGGAUUAACGCUUUAAGCUAAGUUAGUUUUUAAGGUAAGUUGGCACCCAGGACCUCUUUACACCAUAACAGCUUACCAACUCUCAUUAACCCAAGCAAUACAGGUGAUAGCUGAGGACUUUGUCAAAAUGAGAGCUGUUUCACACUGCAUAGACAAACAAGUUCUGGAGCAUAAAUGUAUAAUACUCACUGUGUCUUGGUAGCAGAUGUCCUUGAUUUGCUACAAGUAUUUAGUGGAGAACACAAGUAAUAGUUGAGAUGUAAAAGAUAUGACUUGUAAUACUGUGUGUAAGAGAUACUACUGGAAAACCUCCAGGGGGAAAAAAUAUUUGUUAGGUCGAUGUUAGCUAAUUAAAGGAACAGUAUAGUCACCUAAAUUACUUUAGCUAAAUAAAGCAGUUUUAGUGUAUAGAUCAUUCCCCUGCAAUUUCACUGCUCAGUUCACUGCCAUUUAGGAGUUAAAUCACUUUGUUUCUGUUUAUUCAGCCCUAGCCACACCUCCCCUGGCUAUGAUUGACAGAGCCUGCAUGAAAAAAAAAACUGGUUUCACUUUCAAACAGAUGUAAUUUACCUUAAAUAAUUGUAUCUCAAUCUCUAAAUUGAACUUUAAUCACAUACAGGAGGCUCUUGCAGGGUCUAGCAAGCUAUUAACAUAGCAGGGGAUAAGAAAAUCUUAAUUAAACAGAACUUGCAAUAAAGAAAGCCUAAAUAGGGCUCUCUUUACAGGAAGUGUUUAUGGAAGGCUGUGCAAGUCACAUGCAGGGAGGUGUGACUAGGGUUCAUAAACAAAGGGAUUUAACUCCUAAAUGGCAGAGGAUUGAGCAGUGAGGCUGCAGGGGCAUGUUCUAUACACCAAAACUGCUUCAUUAAGCUAAAGUUGUUCAGGUGACUAUAGUGUCCCUUUAAGUAAUGCAUUCACAUAGCUUUACAAAUACACUUUUUAUACAGACUUUUAAAUGUGUUUUCAUUCGCGUAUUCAUAGGGGUGCAAUGAUUACCCAUUACAUAGUCAUGUGAGCACCAACGCAUUUGUCUGUUAGUAAACGUUAUAUAAAUGGCCUAUAAACCAAAUUCUAAAUUUCAAAAGACCAAAGUACGUUCCUUUUUCAUUGCAAGUCUCCCAUUCAUUUUGUUAAUGUCUUUGUUUUCUCCAGAUGGAACACCCCCACUUUGCUCGAUAUAUACAAAUAGGAAAUCUUGUUUUAAGCAUUCGUGCUCAUUUGUAAAAGAUAAGCAUGCUUUGUACAAAUUCUUCAUUUGACUAAUCUCAGGGAGUAGCAAAAUAAAAUUCCUUUCGGUUAAUAACUAAUUAUUAAUAUAUAAGAUAAGAUUAAAAUGUAAAAAGCUGGCAUGGUAUUUCGACUCUUAUAAAGUCUUCCUUCAUUAUUUUUAGAUGGGGUACAAUUAACCCAUUUGAUGCCCUUGGAGCUAGAAAUUUACUGGAACUUAUUUAUUCAAGAUACUUUUUAAAGGGAAACUAUAGGCACCCAGACCAUUUCAGCUCAUUGAAGUGGUCUGGGUACAUAGUCCCAGGUCCCUUAUCCCUGCAAUAAUUACCUUUUGAGGGUUAACUCCCAGGUCAUUAUACAUUUUUUCCUAUGGGAAAAAUACUGAUGUGAGCAUGGCCAUUGCCGCGUAUGCGCAUUAGGUCUCCCCCUCCGGCACUGGACUCAGGUAAGUGACAAAAGUUUUUUUUAAUCCCUUAUGCACCACGGGGGCAGGGAACGCCGCGAGGGAGGGAGCACUAUAGGGAACUGGCUACUCUUUCCAAAUCAUGUCAUAUUUUUGUAUAAACUUUCAAAAUGAUUUAGUAUAAUGACAUUUUUUUUUUUAGUUUUGGAAUAUUUUCAUAUUUUUAUAUAUAUAUAAAAAAAAUUUGAAUAUGUUGAAAAUUCAAUUUAAGUGUUUAUCAAAAUAUUAAAUGAUUUCGAAAGCUUAUCCUAAGUAUAAAAAAUUAAACCAUUAAAACAUUUUAUUUUUGCCAACCAACAAACUUAAACCUUGUUUAUUUGGCCGCUGCUAGACUUUGAGUUUGACAUGCUUGCUUUACAGUGACUCACUCAUUAAGAUGCAAUGGGGUUUACUUUCUAACUGGAAUUAAAUAUCCAUCACUUAGCAAGGAAUAUCACAACCUCCCAUAUUUCCCUUGGUAGGAGGUGCAAAUGAUAUACCUAACAUAAUGAGAGAUUAUUAAGUAUGACAUUCCCCAUCUGAAUGUAAGCUCAUUGAGCAGGGCCCUCCACCUCCUUCCUGUACGUCCAGUUGUCUGGUUACAAUUACAUGUCUGUUAAUCCACCCAUUGUACAUCGCUACGUAACCUGAUGGCGCUAUAUAAAUAAUAUAAUAAUAAUAAUAAUAUAUGACUUGGGGGAGUUUGCAUACAAAUAUUUUAUUAAUUGCUAGGCCAUGCAUCUCAGCUAGGGACCAGAGCUCAUGUAAAUCUUCCAAUGGUACUGGAUUUUUUUUACAAAAAAAUUUUGAGAAAGUUACGAUCUUAUUGAUGUACCUUUGUUCCUAAAGGUCCUGUAAAUUCACUUUCAGUCGUGUUACCCAGUUUUUUCAUGCAUUGAUCAGAAAGGUUAUUGCUGGUAAAUGGACAGAGUUUACUGUAAUAAGCACUGACUGUGAUUCUCAUUGUUUUGUCUGAGCAGGUUCGGAGCUGCUUGUUUCCGCUAUGGCUACUCGAUUGUUUGAGGGAAAAACCCAUGCAUCUUACUAUCAAAAAUAUAGGUUCUCUCCACCACAAGAGGUCCAGGACUUGAUAUUCAACUACAUGGGUGAAAGGGUAAGCAGGGUGUACUAUUAUUUUCAUUUUGAAAAAACUGCAGAGUUCAAUAGAAAUUGACACAUUUAUAAAUUAACCUGGUUACACCCCCCAGGCAGUCGAUCAGAGAACUGAUCCUUUAAUUCCUGGUUCGGUUAACUCAGUGGCGCUAAACUCAGGAGGCAGCAAUUGCCCGGAUCUCCUACCUUGCACAGACUUCUCAUUGAGCUGCAUUGGGAAGUCUGUGAUUGGACAACCUCAGAAAGACUUGCAAAUGUAGCAGACGUGAGAACUGCAGGUUUUGCAAGCUGUUUUUUUAUAUGGCCCCAAUGAAAAAAAUGAAUUUUUAAAUGUGUGCAAGUUUUCAUUUGGGGUAUAUCUACUAAACAGUGAUUUAAUGAGAAAAGGGAGAAGUAAAUGUAAAAAGUUAAGUUCUUUUUCUCCUAAGUUUUAAGCUUAGCUCUCUGUCAAUCAUUGUUCUAAGUCUCUGUCAUUUGACACUGGCCACCAACAUAGAGAAAGAAUACAGAGAGGAGAGGAAAUUAAAACAAUAUUUAUAUUUCAAGAGACCAAAAAACAUAUAUAUAUACCAAAAGGAUAUAUAAAAGGGUGAUGUUAAAUACACACAGACUAUAUAUAUGCCAAAUAUAGAACCUGGAAAUAAGGACAUGUAAAUAUAGAGCCAGAGCACUCCGGAGAGGGAGAGAACUUACAGGAGGAAUGAAUGUAAUGGACCUGUUUCCUCAAAGGGAUAUAAAGAGAAAGUCAAUAUAUAUCUGAUACAUUUAAUUCAAAGCUGCACUUACACAUUGGAAAAUGCAGGUUUAUCUCCACUCGCAAGUGGACCAAAGGAAUAUCUUCCAAUCUCGUGGUUCUUAUCAGUGGGAUAAAGUGCACAUCGCCAUCAAAAUGUUUAUAUUUCUCCUUUUCAUUUGCAAUGUUUGCUCUGGACGUGUCUGGACUGAACUGGAAUAUGAUGUAAUAUGUUAAAUCUUUGAUAGUAAUUUAAAACAAAAAUGGGCAGCACUGGGGAAAAAAAAAGCUUAGCAAUGGUUAUUGGUGAUUUUCAUUGUUUUAUUUAAUAAUGUCAAGAUUUCAGGAACAAUAUAUAUACGGAUAUAAUUGCAUAUUUAUAUAAAUCAGGGGAAACCAACAGAUAUCACUCCUGAUAUUUACUGGUUACAUUACAAUAAGGAGACUUCACUAAUUCCAACAGAGGACUAAUUGCAGAUGUAUACAUCCGGUAAUAAUUACACUUGUCUGUAGAAUCCUAGGGAUGGUGUCAGAGUACUGUAGGCAGCCUAAACACUACAGGAAGCAGUGAUGGUUAUUUUGCUUAGAGAACUUCCUUAACUCCUUUUAAUUCUAUUAUAUUUCCCUUUAUUUUGCUUAAUAUUAGCUAUCAAAACCUUAUGGGUUUGCAGUGGAUGUUGGAUGUGGAACAGGACAAAGUACCAGAAUCUUGGUUCCUUACUUUGAAAAGAUCUUGGGGACCGAUAUCAGUCCUGCUCAAAUAGAAGAGGCUAGCAAAGCUAAUGAUAUCCCAAAUGUUACUUAUUGGUAAGUGACCUACAUUGCCAUGAGAACCACAUACUGAUUGGGUUAAAGGCAUCUGGCUGCAGACAGGACAUUUUGGACUGCACACUAAUUAACAAUGUCCGGAUUUUGCAAUUCACUGCCAGACGGAUGAAAUAAGACCUCCAUGUUACUAUAAGACAGUGAUGGCGAACCUUUUUGAGCCCGAGUGCCCAAACCGCAAUACAUGUCAACUUUUUUUUCCUCAAAGUGCCAACACGGCAAUUAAACCUGAAUACUGAGAUUUAAGUUCAGAAAAAACAACUCGUACAGUUGUCCGAACCAGUUAACAACUUUUUGUUUUAAAAGACACAACAGAGAGUUCAAUGAUACAAAUUUUAAAUAAUGAUAUUAAUAGAUAAAAUUAAGCAUUUAUUUAUUAGUAUCUCCAACAAAUGCAAUGCAUACACACAGCUGAACACAUUCACACACUGAAUGCUUAAUACAUACACACAGACUGCUAAAUACACACACAGUCCGUUAAAUACAAACACACAGUCCGCUGAAUACACACACACUGCUGAAUACACACGCAGUCAUCUGAAUACACACACACACACACACACUGCUGAAUACACACACAUAUACUGUAUUGAGGUGUGCAGUGUAUGUGUUUGUGUGUGAGAGGGGGUAGCGGUGCUGUGUGGGGUGGGGGGCUAGGGGUGCUGUAUGUGUGGGGGGUAGGUGCGGUGUGUGUGGGGGGUAAGGGUGCUGUGUGGGGGUAGUGUUCUGUUGGGGGUAGGGGUGGUGCUCUGUUGGGGGUAGGGGUGCUCUGUUGGGGGUUUUAAGAUACAUUAAAAAGUUUAGAAAAAAAGCAUACUGAACCAGUAUUUCCUCCCCCCUUCAUCUUACCUUUGGUGAAGGGGAGGGGGGGGGGGACACAGCCAUCCCUGAUGGUCCGGUGUUGGUAAGUAUGUAGAACAGGAGCCUGCAGCUUUCCUGUCCUCCCGCGCGAUGCUGUGUGGAGCGUUGCCAUGGUAACGCGCGGCAACGCUCCACACAGCUCGUGGGAGGACAGGAGAGCUGUUUCCUAGAUGCCUCCUCCUGCUUCCGGUCCUACCGACAAGGAAGCAGAGUAGAUGCCUGCCGUUUCGGGCAGGCAGGUGCCUACUCCGCAGUAAUGCCAAACCUACGGCCGCGUGCCCACAGAGAAGGCCCGGCGUGCCACCUGUGGCAAGCGUGCCAUAGGUUCGCCAUCACUGCUAUAAGAGAAGCAGGUGGGGAUAUGACUACUAAAUGUUUAAAACUAUUGUCUGCCUGCCAAUGCUGUCCAGUCUCUAGAAAUGCAUGAUCCCAUAAGUAUAGGGCCUGUGAAAAUCACAUUGGAGGGCAUAGUCCCCAUCAUUUGUGGAAACCAAGCAGGGGACUUAAAAAAAACAAAAACAAAAAACAAUGGGGUUGGACAGAUCCACCACCAUGCUCCCCACCCUUGCUUAGCAGGGGCAUGUGGAGCAUAGUAUAUCCAUAUAGGUUGUGGGUGGGGACGGGACCUUAUAUAUAAUAUUCAGUGCGGAGGACCUAGUGUCUCAGCCUCCACCUAUGGGUGAGGACUCAAAAUAAUUUAUGGGGAUUGAACAUGCCAUUGUCCCCCACUGUGAAAUAUUGUCAUGUCCUCACCCUCAGGUGGCUUGGGGUCCUUAAUCCCACCCAAAUAGCCACCCCCUACCUACCCUCCCACCCUAAUAAUAGUUGGACAUGAAAUACAACUAAUACCUCUAAAAAAAAAAAUACUUGCCAUCUCAAGUCUUCUUUUUUUCUAACUCUUCUUCUUUUUCUUCUUUAGCCCCAAAAAGUCCAAAUUAUAAUGCAGGAUUCCUGACACAACUAAUGAAAAGAAAACAAAACAAACAUGAAUUGCAAAAAAAAAAAAAAGGCAGAAAAAUCCAAUGGGGGCAGGGAAGCCACUAGGUCUGGCCCCUCUUAAAGUGGCACUGUCAUGGCGAACUUACUUUUCUUUAAUCCAUUCCUCUUCUCCCCCUCUCUCAGGAUCUUCCUGUCUGCUCUAGUUUUCUUAAAAACAUAAGAUAAAGUAGGGACUACUUGUCUUAUGGAGGUUUCCUACGCCAUGACCAUCUCUGACUAGCGGAGGAGCAAAGUGUGCUUCAUUUCCGCUGGUCAGAGAAAUUUUCCCACAAUUCUUAGCUUUCCUCCCUGUUCCCACGAUGCAUCCUGUCAGUAUUCCCGAACAUCCUGUCACUUAGACAGGACGCCGGCAAAAUUACCGAAGUGCGUCCUAACAGAAUGAGAACAGUUUCUCCAUUCAUGCUAGAAUGCAAUUCGGGACUUUGUUCGGAUCGGAAUUUCAAUCGAAUGAAUGAAUGAAACUCCGAUCCGAUUUGUGCCGCGGCUGCAUCUUGCAGCCGCUUAGUAAAUAACUCCCUAAUUCCCACGGUAUCAGGGAGCUAUCUACCAAAAGGCUGAAAGACCUAAAUUGGUCUUUCAACCACAUUUACUAAUACUAAGUAAAGAUUACUUAGUAUUAGUAAAUUCCGCUCGCUAUACCGCCUUUAGGGGCAUGUCUAUUAGCCUGUGGCUGCUCAGUGUUAAAAAAAAAACAAAAAAACCCUAGUACCUAUUGUCCUCCCCCCCUGGCCCCACCCCUGAGCGGAGGGUAGGGCCACCCACCCAAAUAAAAAAGAAUCCCCUUUCCCCUCCUCACCCUAAAAAUAGUGAGGGGGGAAUAAAAAUACUAACAACCUGUAAAAAAAACAAAAAACUUACCAUUUGAUGUCUUCUUUUUUUCUAAAAUCUUCAUUUUUCAGCCCCCAAAAAAGGCCAAAUAAACACCAUAAUAACUGUCGAACUUGUAAAAAAAUAAAAUAAAAAAACCUGAGCGCAAAAAAAAAAAUACCUGAUGCUAAAAGAUUAAUCCAUCUUCCCCUAGCUGGGUGAACUAAGACUAAGCUCCACAGGGCGGGGGAAAGGCUUAUAAAGCCUUGCCCCGCCCUGAAAUUAGGCUCCGAACACUGAUUGGAUGGUUUGAAAUCCAUCUAAUCAGAGUGCUCUGUGUCAUUUUACACAGCGUGGGAAAAUUCCAAAUAACUUUCCCACGCUGUGUAAAACGACUCAUAACACUGUGAUUGGAUGGCUUGGAAUUCAACCAAUCAGAGUGCUAGUCAUUUUACACAGCGUGGGAAAGUUCUUUGGAAUUUUCCCACGCUGUGUAAAAUGACACAGAGCACUCUGAUUGGAUGGCACUAGAUGAGCUAAAAUCAUCUUGAGAUCUGUUGUCCGUUCUCACAUCUCUUGCUACUUGUUUUUCUCUCCAUAAAUUAAUAUUUGAAAUUGACAUUUAAUUGAGAAACACCAAACUCCCACAUAAAAUUAAAGGGAAAAAAAGCCUUUAGGUAUAAAAUUUGGUAAAUUAAAAAAAAAUGCAGUUGUGGAAGGUGUUUUAUUUCUUUUAUUUUUUAAAGCAUUCUCACGAGUUAAAUAUGAAAUAUUUUGGUUUCAGAGAAAUUGCAUUUUGCAUAAAUUUUUUGGGGAUCCUGUACAAACACUUGCUUAACUAAACACAAACUAUAUGGAUUAUUUCAAAUGGCUUCUUGAUUUAAAAGCGGUUACUCGUUUAGGUCCAGUGUAUUCCUCUCACAUUGUAUAGUGUUUAAAGGUUAAACUAACUGUUAAUAUUUGCCAGCUCUUUUACGUUGUUGCUUGUUGAUUAAUAAUCAUCUGGAGAUAGCCAAUUGAAAAAGGUGUACUGCAAGGCCGAGAGAAAUUGUGUACACCCUUCAAAAUCUAGUCUGCACUACUUUGACCUAAAAUAACAUCAGAUGUUCAUCUAUAAAUUAUAAGGGGCAUUUAAUUAAGCAAAUGACAGCAGUUGUUCAGUGUUGACAGUUUUGUUAAUCUGCAGCUUUUAACCAGAUGGCAAACCACAGCAUAUUUGUUAAAGGACCACUCUAGGCACCCAAACCACUCCAGCUUAAUGAAGUGGUCUGGGUGCCAGGUCCAGCUAGGGUUAACCCAUUUUUUUAUUCUCUGAAACUGCUAUGUUUAUAAAGGGGUUAAUCCAGCCUCUAAAGCCUCUAGUGGCUGUCUCAUUGACAGCCGCUAGAGGCCCUUGCGUGCUUCUCACUGUGAAAAUCACAGUGAGAAUACGCCACCAUCCAUAGGAAAGCAUUAUGUAUGCUUUCCUAUGAGACUGGCUGAAUGCCCACGCAGCUCCUGCCGUGCAUGCGCAUUCAGCCGAAGAGAAGGAGGAGAGGAGGAGGAGAGAUUUAACCCUUUCCUCUCCAUCCAGCCCGAGUAUGUUUUCCUGGCACUAUAGUGGUCCUUUAAUGUAGCUUAGUGUAGCCUGCAGGUUUAAAAGUUAGGCAAUAAGUAGCAGAAUUUGUUGCUACUUUGUGAGUUACAUUUCUGGGAUGUAUGUAUACAUUAGGUGUAACAAAUAUAAUUUUACAUGAAUUAUGCAAAUUAAGAAAUCAGGACAUUUGACAAUGUUAAAAAAAAUCUAAUUGAGAUGAUAUUUCGUAUAGUAAGAUCACGCCAUGCAAACCUAGUUUGUAUUAUUAGGAGAAUAUUUGAGCUGCAUUACAUGUGGAAGGCUUAUCUAGAUAGUAAGAAGUCUUUCAUACUGUUCCCAAUCUGAAAAAUAAAUUGUGCCAGGAAAAGUUUGAAAAGUGCAAUCAAAAUGUGUGAAUGUGUUUUCCCCAGUUAAUUCCGUGGGGAAUGCUGUGUUCAGCUGUAUGGUCACUGGAGAAAAAUGUUAGAAUCAGAAAGUUUAUGAAGUAGACGAGAGGAAAAGUAGAAUAAUAAUUUCCUCUCUUACUUCCACUGUUUUAUUUGUAAGCCAAAAAAUCUAGAGUACGUAUUCCAAGAUUGUCUUCAUUUUUCUAGUAAUAUGCUGAGCGCAUCAUACUUUUAAAGGUUCUGCCUUGCCCCUUCCAAGCCAGUGAUUCUAAAUGAUAUACAGCUAUCUGGGAAAACAGUAGUCCCGUAGACAGUUGUAGUCGAUGGCAUUCUGAAGAAGAAAACACAAACCAGGAGUAGCCAAGAGUUACCUAUACUCUAGUUCAAAUUGCUAGGUUCUUUUGAAGGGCUCUGCAAUCUCUACUAUAUGAGUGCUGUCAUCUUUCUCCUGGCGUCCAUCAUCAGCUCCUGACGCUCUAUCAUUCAGGAGCCUGCGUCACUGACAUAUUCUCCUGCAUGUGUGAGAGUACAACAUAGUUUUCUAGAGGCAGAAUGUAUCUUGUGAUGCACAUGAAGAAUCCUUUUUGCCAGCAGCUGUCACUAGAGAUCAUAUGAAUAAAGAACAGUAGACAUCUAACCUUUUUGGUUUGGCAUACAGUAUUAAGCAGCAGCCAGAGCACCCUUAAAGGGAAACUCUAUGAACCAAAAUAACUUUAUCCUAAAGCAGCAGUUUUGGUGUCUAGAUCGUCUCAUUGCUCAUUUCUCUGCUGUUUAGGAAUUAGUUUCCGUUUCUUCAGCCUUAGCCAAACCUCUCCUGGCUGUGACUCACACAGCCUCCGUGGAAAAAAUGGUUUGGAAUUGUAAUCAUUCUUACUGCACAGAGUAUACACUUGGGAAGCAUGUUCUCCUGCUUAGUUAAUUGAUCUUUAGAUGACUCAGAGGAGGCAAUUGCAAGUUCCAGGAGGCUAUUAAAAAGCAGCGGGUAAUUCACCCAUAAUGGAAUAUGAGGAAAAGAAGGAUAAUCCAUCUUCCCUCUUUAUUAAUAUCCUGGAACCUAACCAUUGGAUUGUGUGCAAUUUUGGGCGCCUGUUCUAAAGAAAGAUAUCAUGGCACUAGAAAAAGUCCAGAGAUGAGCUACAAAAUUGAUAAAAGGAAUGGAGCAUUUUAGUUAUGAAGAAAGGUUAAAAAAAUGAAAUCUGUUUAGUUUGGAAAAACGGCGCCUGAGAGGGGAUAUGAUAACUUUAUACAAAUAUAUUCGGGGCCAGUACAAACCUUUAUCUGGAAAUCUAUUCAUAAACAGGGCUAUACAUAGGACACAAGGUCACACAUUUAGGCUGGAAGAAAGGAGAUUUCAUCUAAGGCAAAGGUUUUCUUACAGUAAGAGCAAUAAGGAUAUGGCAUUCUCUGCCUGAAGAGGUGGUUUUGUCAGAGUCCAUACAGAUGUUUAAACUGCAAUUGGAUAAAUACUUGCAAUAACAUAGCAUACAGGGAUAUAAUUUCUAAUUAGUGGGGCAAUAGCUGCUUGAUCCAAGGAGACAUCUGACUGUUUUGGGGUCAAGAAGGAAUUUUUUCCUAGUUUGUUGAAAAUUGGAAUCGCUUCAGACUGGGUUUUUUGCCUUCUUUUGGAUCAAUAGCAACAAUAUUUGUGAGGAAGGCUGAACUUGAUGGACACAAGUCUCUUUUCAGCUAUGUAAUUAUGUAACUAUAUAUUAAUGUACUACAAAAUAUAGAGGAGAAAACCACUCCUAAAGCAAUGGCUAAAUGGAAAUUGACAUUAGGGAUUAGUAUUUGGCCCUGCAAACGGUAUAUUCGUCAGUACAUUGCCUUAAUUUAUAGAGAUGCAUUACAAAAGGCUUGGUAGAUGGUAUUUAACACCUAUGAAACGAGCUAAAAUGUACCCCAAGGGGAAAUUACCUUGUUGGAAAUGCGGCUCAAAUAGAGUAAUUGAAUUAAACACAUGGUGGGAUUGCCCAAUGAUUAAAUGUAGUCCCUGCCACCAAUUGAUCACUGUAGUCAGUGAUCAAUUGGCAGGGAAGGGGUUGUUUUUUAUUUAAAAUGGGUUAACUUUAAUAAUUUUCAUUUUUAUUUUUUUCAUGUUAAAUUAAGUUAAAUUAAGGUCUUAGAGGUUUAGAGAGGUACAUGAUCCUAUGCGAUGAAAUACUGAUAAUGAUUACAAUAAGCCGGCUAGAAGCAUUGCUAAGCAGUAGAGUUUUGGAUAAUGGCCUAGCAGCAUGGCUCACUCCACACGACCCCCCUUAGGGGAUGUUUAAUGGAGGCUAAUAUAUUGGCUUUCCACUACAUUCCACGUUAUACUCUCCCAUAUGAGAGUACAUGUAUAUAUAUUUUUUUUAGAUUUAUUAAGUUUUCACAAAUAAUCCUCAGUCAUAUCCCUCACCCCUAGACAACAGCAGAUAGCUCUCUGUAAAUUCAUGAUUUCUAACCGAAGAAAACGAGUGAAAGAAACUAGUUUUGAUAAAGGGCGAAUUUUAGCCAUGUUUGUUUACAUUGCAAUAAUUCAUAGAGCAAGGGUGUUCAUUUUUUUUCCCCUCUCAUUAUGUCUCAUCAAUAGUGAUGUCGCGAACCGUGGAUGCCUUCAACAUGGAUGCUGUCCAGGAGGUGGGAGGGCCUGGGAGGGAGGGUCCGCUGGAGAUUGGCCGGGAUGUGCCAGCUGACCGGAGCUCGCCACGAACCGUGGCGAGCCGUUCGCGGGAAAUUCGCGAAUGGUUCGCGACAUCACUACUCAUCAAUUUAAAUGUUUAUUGUUGAACGUAAAUGGGCUUAAUAAUCCUUUUAAGAGACGCUCAGUGAUUCAGGAAAUCCAUCAGUCAAGGGUCGGUAUAGUCUGUCUACAAGAAACGCAUCUUUGUAAGCAUACUACUCCCAUUUUUGAAUCCACUAAAUAUCCCCAACUCUUCCAUGCCCUCUCCCUGCAAAAAUCAAAAGGAGUAGCAAUACUAUUUCAUGAGGACUGGGUAUUCCAUCAAGAUACAAUCUUUAACGAUGAGAUGGGCAGGUAAUUGAUUGUGGUGGGUAUUCUAAAUGGAAUGCAGAUUACAGUUGCUUCAUUAUAUGCUCCAAAUAAUUCUCAAAUUUAGUUUUUGUCCAAGGCGUUUAAUAAGAUAAUCCAUUUACAUAAGGGAAUACAGGUCAGAUCCCAGCUAAAACAACCAAACGCCGCAUGAAAUACACUUUGCUAUUGAGUUCGCCCCAAAGUACCGAACACCGAUGAGGGAACCUAAUAGCGAAAGACCGGAGCUCCCGAACGGCCUGUAAGUCCAGCGGUGUUUGCGCCGUCGAGUAGCCGUUUUCAGUUCCAUGCGCUCGACGACCAAACACCGCUGGGGAGACAAAGGAUCCAAGAUGGUCGACCGCCGCGUGGUUGGUAGCUGAACGGCGGCCACCUAGGAGAGCCUCUAAUUACCGAUUGCAACAUUGUUGCAAUCGGUUAACAAGCGCCACACGUCCCUCUGUGUGUGGGCUAUUAAAGGAUAGUUCAUUCGGUUCACGAACAGCCCGCAACGGGCAAAUUUUCUGCAUUUUUUUCCAGCAGUUUGUGAUGGAAUCAGAUGGACUGUCCUUCACUCAUCACAUACAUUAAUGAGAUUUGAGUGCCCAUGACCAUGACACUGGUUCACUGGUUGUGCUUCCUGCACCACAUUUGGAAGGUACUAACCACUGCAUACUGGGAACAUCCCAGAUGUUUUCGUUUGCCCAUUUAUCCCGCUUCCAACACACAAAAUGCAAGAAAUAACUGUUCACUUGCUGUCUAAUUUAUCCCACCCCUUAAUAGGUGCCAUAGUAACAAUAUAAUAAAUAAUUUUCACUUCACCUGUUAGUGGAUUUAAUGUUGUAGAAUGUUGUAGGUGAUCAGUGUAUUUACUUUUUUUAUAUAUAUAUAUACAUCAUUGUUGAUAUCUCUCAAUGGUAUUACAAACUAAUAAAGCAGUGUUUGAGAGAGCCUUUUACAAUUUAGUAGGAAAUAGCUACAUAGGGAAUAGUGUGUAUAGUAUUUUGUAUACCAGAAGUGGAAAAUGUUACUAAUUUGUGUCUGAGCAUUGCUACAUUCUCUGGGCCUGAAUGCACAGAUCCCCAGUUCUAAAAUGAAGAGUUUUGUUUAACCCUGCAAUGAAAACAUUGUCAUAUUUACUAAACGGCGAUGUUUUACAUUGCAAGAGGAAAACUACAUAUUCACCGCACUCAGACCAUUUAAUUGAAAUUAAGUGGUCUGGGUAAAUAAUGUGGUCCCUUAACAGCCUUUGGGAAAUAUGAAAAGUUAUGAAGGCUGUGUUAAAAGUAAAUGUGAACGUACCAUUUUCUAAAGUAUUAGACAUGAAAGAUAACAUUUUCCUCAUGAAUCAUAAUGAUCACUUUUAACAAGGUAUUUGCAUAUGAAGCUAGACUAAUCAUGUGUUCUCGAUUUCCCAUAGUGUUUCUCCCGCUGAGGAAGUGCCAGUGGAUGAAUGCUCUGUAGAUCUCGUAACUGCAUGUGCUGCUGCCCACUGGUUCAGUAUUGAAAAGUUCUAUAAGGAGGUAACAAUACAUUCAUUUUUUUUCAUUACAUUUGCAAUAUGUGUUCUGUAAAAUAAAAAAUAUAAAUAUAUAUCAGUUGUUACAUUGGCUUCCUAUAUGAGCCCUAUACAUAGAUAUAUAUAUAUUACACACACAUAUACAUACAGGGUUUAACAUCUCUACUCACUGUUAGCCAUAUAUAUAUACAUGUAUGUAUUCCAUGGUACAUUAGCUUUCCUCUUGAGCAUACAUACAGUGCUCAAAUUUCCACUUACUACAAGCCAUUAGUGAGUCACAAUUUAGCACUGGCAUGGAGAAACGUAUCCUUGUUAAGUGUGCCAUAUACCCUCCAGUGACCCUUCAUUUUAAGCCUGUAACAGAAGUCUCCAUUGCCCCGACACCUGGAGGCAACUAAGUGGCAGCCUCCACCCCUCCAACUAGGGGUUUUAGCCUAGAAAGGGGUUCUGUUUUUGGGGAGGUGGGUUUAGUGGGACAGUUUGAACUGCUUCUUCCCCUGGUAUGGUACUUUCCCUCCAAUUACUAGCGUAGGAGAUGAUUCCCCACCUUUAAUGGCUUGUCAUCUGCUUUAAAAUUGUGGGGAUAUUGUAGGUUAUGUAGCUGGAAUUGAAUGCCUUCAUUGUCCCGAUUGUAUGUUCCUUUCAUCAUCCCCCCUUUCUUGUCUUAUUGUUUUCCCAGCAGAGUUGUCCCAUUGUUCAAAGUUCAAAGUGGCUGCCCUGUCACUAGUUUAAAUUUCCCAUGUGGUUCUCAGCCAUUUUUAUUGUCUGUCCCCACCCUUCCUUUUAACCACAGUGCUCCAUUCACACUAAUUGUAAUGUAAUUAAGCUUUAUAGUGUAAUUGGUUGCUAUACCAAGUCCAUACUGCUUGUGCAAAGGAGAGCUUAGUAAUUCUGUAUCCAUAACAUCAAAGUAGGUACAGAUAAAUAUUUCUCCAUAAUACUGAAUAGAGGUGUUAGAUAGAAACCACUAGAGCACAUAUCCUAAAUAGUACUCACAAAUGAACAAAGUUGGAAAGUGGGGAGGCAAUAAGGCUAUAGAGAGAUAGGUUGGUGUUAAAUAAAAUAAAGAAGUGCAGCGAGAAGAAUACCUCACCUACACAAAACCAGGCAGCUUAAAUUUUACCGAUAGCAUUACUGCUAUCUAACUGGAAUCAAGGAGAUCUACCAUAGUAAAAGGAGUUAUUAACCAAAUGACAGCACUGCUGCUCAGUAAAUAGAGUUAUUAAUGUUGAAAAAAGACUAACGUGUAUAUAUGCUGAGGUUGUAACACUUUACCACAAAGUGGUUGUGGUCAGAUUAGUAAUCCAAAGUCUCUGACUAUAACAAUUAGCACAGAUCUAGUUCUCCUAUCUUAUCAGGCUUUAUUCAAGUGUGCCUCUGUAGGGGAAUUGGAUACAAGUAAAAUAUAGUUACUCUAGAGGGCCCCAGGGCCUUGCAAAGUUGGCCUGUAUUUCUUAUUUUUUUGCAACUCUGUAAAAAGAUGUCUUGUGAUGCUGUCAGCUUAUAUAGAGUUCUUUAAUAUUUCUUUAUUAGCAAAAAGUUUGAGAAAAGAGGUUCGAAAAUCUAGGUAAACAUAGGCGUCUGAUGGUCACGCAGGACCCAAUAUAUAGACAGGACACAGUAAAUAUAGUAACAACAACGAAAAAAGAGAGAAAAAAGGUAAUAAAAGCAAACAUAGCCUUGUAAGCAAUUAUUUCAGAUAUUUAUCAAGCCUCAAUAUUGUGCCUCCUUCUUUUUUUUUUAUAUACCAGCAUUUAUCUUCACCCCCAUACACCAUGUCCAGAAACCACUUAUAAAUAACUAUAAUCAAGGAAGAAACAAAAAUGAAUAGAUAAAUAAAGAUUAUAAAGUCCUAUCCUCGGAUCCAUGAAUUAUUUAAUAUUUACAUUUUUAGCCUCAAGAGGCCGCCCUAAUCCUUACCCAGAAAUGUAGCGAUGUAUUUAUCAUUCCCCUCCAUCCCAGCAUAGACUAAAUGCAUUAUAAAAGAUUUUCUGAUAUCCUAAUAUAAAACAUUAAUCUAUUACUUAUAAGAAUAUCAUAAAGAAUAAUAAAAAAGGGAAAAAAGAAAGAGAAAGAAGAAGAAAAAAAAUGAAAUAAAUCUUUAAAGUUUAUAUAGAGUUAUUUGAAUAACUCACAUGAUCUCUUUUAAAAUGACCACCAAAUGUGUGCAUCGUACACCAAUCAAUCAGAAGGAUAUAUCUAUUAUACGGUUUGAUUUGAUGCUGUAUCAUAGAUUAUGGAGAGCAAAAAGCAGGGCGCAUGAGAAUACUGAGAACUCUGAAUACUGUUGCGCCCUGUUUUGUUGUAUCACAGAUUAGCAUCAAGGCAAUAUAAUGAAUAAAGCAGAACUUGUUAUAUCCUUUCCGGCAUGGAGCUGGUCCUAGAAACCGUUAAACAUGCUAGAGCAAAUAAAUGCAUUCAUCUCACACAAUCACAUACCAUAACCACUUAUUAUUACUAUACGAUAUGUUGGUAAUCAGUUUUGAUUGAUUUUUAUUUCUAUUUUAUUAACAAUUUCAUUAAUUUUGAUUUUCAAAAGCAACUAGAAUUGUUGAAUGAAAACCUUGCUUCUGGUGUUCCAUUCUAGGUGGAUCGGAUCCUCAAGCCUCGUGGUUGCCUUGCUAUUUUUACGUACAUUCCUGACAUGGAAGUGCAUUACAAAGACCGAUCAGAACAGUUGACAAAAGUCUUUAAAGAGGUCAGCCGACAACUCCGUAUUCUUUUGGGUGCAUUAUAUGGUAGUUUUUCAUUAUUAUUAAAUAUUUUGUAAAAGUGAAAUAAUAACUAACGUCUGGUUUCCAUGUUAAUGGAUAAAUCCUACCACCUGUCUCUAUCUAACCAAAAUUUGCAACUAACUUAACAACUAAUAUGGAAACAAGCCCUUUAUUGUUGUUUAAACGUAACUUUUCAGCACUUAUUGAACUAAAAUUACCCUGAUUUGUUAACCACACCAAUGUCAGAUAGACAUAAGAAGUUAAAAGAGCAUGUCAAGUACCAUAACUACUACAGCCCACUAUAGUGGUUGUGGUGCCCUAGUAAGGUGAGUAAUAUAAGUCGGCAAAUGUUUUGACAAAAUACCUAGGGUCUGCCAUGCACCGGAUGGAGCCUAAUCCUGGAACAGGAAUCUUUAUCGAGCUUUCAUCAGCUUCACUGAGCUAAGCUCUGCACUGGCUUGGCUUAGUGCUGCAGCUUCAGGCAGCAGAGAAGGAUGUAACGUAUGCUUCACAGACACCAGCUAAGCUUUCAGAUUGUAUAAAAACUAUUUGAUUGCUUACCGUGGGAGAUCAUCAGGACACUUCUGGCAUCAUAACCGCUACAGUAGACUGUAGUGAUUAGGGAGCUUAGAGUGUUUAUUUAUUGGUUUAUUUAGUAUGUUAAACUUUAGGGAGUAAUGUGGGUUAAAUACCCCUUUUUUUUAAACCUACCGCUUCCUUCACCUUGAUUUUUUUCCUUAUUCAAGGGGCAAAAAAUGUUGGCCCCGUAUGAAAAUGAGAAAGUGAGACUUGUGAAAACAGGUUACAAAGACCUAUUUGAUGCCAUACCUUAUACAGAUAAAAAAAGGUAAGUCAGAUUUUCUACUAUAUUCAACUUUUCAUUUUAACCAUAUAUAUUUUAAUAACCAUAAUUCAUUUUUGUUUUGUUUUUUUCCAGGGUUGAAAAUAUGACAACCAAAAUGCCAAUGUUGCUGUCAGACUUUUUGGGUCUCAUACAGACCUUCUCUAUGUUCCAAGAUUUCCUUAAACAUGAACCCAAGAAAGCUAAGGAAUUUAUAGUGACAACAGAAAAAAGGUAUGUAAUAUGUAGAUAUGGGUUUUAAGCGAUACUUCCAAAUAAAAUUCCUGGUAGUCAUCGAACAAACUGAUUCCAAAUAGUUUUACUUGAGGGGUCGGUUUAAAUUCAUUACAUGUUGAGGUUGGAGACUAAGCUAGGCAUUUUGUGCGCUAACUCAUUGUUGUAAAUAUUAAUUCGGUUUGCACAUUGAGUAAUAUCUUUUAACAGUAAUACAAAUUUAUUCCACCACAGUAGAGGAGUGGAAUUAAUUUAUAUUAUCGUUAAAAGAUAUUACUUAAUGUGCAAAGCGAAUUAAUCUUUACAACAAUGAGUUAGCGCACAAAAUGGUAUUAACUCUCAAAUUUGAGAGAACAACAUGUAACUAGAACUUAUUAUAAAAAUGUAAAUAGAACUUAUUAAAUUGAAACAAUAUCCCAGUGUGUAUAUGAUGUUCUUUUGAUACGUCCAAGUUCUUACACUAUGCACUGAAAUAAACUUCUCGAUCCUCCAGCAUUCACCAUGGGUGGAUAAUCUAGGGAAAUUAGAACUGAAAUGGUAUAAUGACGUCUGGGGAGAAACCUCCACCUAACACACCUAGUUGAAUAUUCCUAUAUAUUCAGUCCUAUAGGCUUCCUGAUUUUUUUUUUUUAUUAUUUUUUUUUAGUACCAUGUUAUUAAUUACUUGACAGUUUAUUUUUUUUCUGUACAUAGUUGACUUAUUUCAUAUACAAAUAUUUAUAAUAUUUAUGUGUAUUUUAUUUGAUUGCUUGUUUAGUUUUAACAAUGGUUCAUACGUCAUUGUAUAUAUAUAUGCCGCUGUUUUAUGAUAUAUUAUUUUAAAACAUUACAUGUAAAUCCAUUAUUUUCUGUAUCGAUUAAAACAUAUUUUAUUCAAAGGUAUUUUUUGCACAUGUUUAAUAAUAACUAUACACUUUGCAACUGAUGUCUCCUUUUCAUGGUGCAUGAUGAAUAUAUACAUUUAUAGAAUUUUUUCUUUUCUUGUCUGAAUAUAAUGCUGUUACCAUUCAAUGCAUAUACACUUUUGAGACACGUUUUCAUGAUUGUUAUUAAAGAGCAGCUGUUACACAUUGUUAAAACAAACAAUCAUCAGAUAUUUGUGGCUAAAUGGACUUCCUUGGUCCACGCCGUGUUUAAUGUCUGCCCACUAUGUACAUAUUCCUCAACUGAUACUAACUACCACUUAAUAUUUACUAUUUUAACAUACAACAAAAGUACAUAUUUGUCAUAGCAAAUCAGCCCGCAAUCAUAUGAACAAGUCACCCUUAGUGUUUCAUACACCUGGCUUUCCAAAUUUCGCUAGCUUACAGGUAAUUUUUAGUGCUUUAAUGUACUAAAUGGGUAACCUAACAAUAUAGCCACUGCAGCUUCAUCAUGGUUUUUGUUAGACCAUAGUUAUUCUUUGUUCCUUUUAGCCUUUUCAAUUUAUUUUUUAUUUUUUUAUCAGCAUUGCUACAGUCACUUUAAUGGCCAUCUUCCAUCUCUUAUUAACAAUGAUACAGCACCUGAUUGAUUCUAGGUUAGGCACCCUGGUGGCUUGACGAUGCUAAUCUUUCUGACAUUCUUUAUGAGUUGACUUUUUACAAACCUUCUUCUUAUUUCAGAUUCCUUGAAAUCAUGGGGGUAUCCUCCACUGAGACAGAAAUUGAAGUGCGGUUGAACAAUGUAUGUUUGUUGGCCUCCAAGCCUAAGUGAAGCGAUAAAACAAUAAACAUGCCUAGCGCAACAAAGCUUUUGUUACAUGAACCAUAAAAUGUCUGUUCAAAUUAGAAAAAAAGCUUGUAAGGUGCUACACAUUGUAUAAAAAAAUCAGUGUUUCCUGUUUGAUUCUUAAUUCACGCAGUUUAAAAAUCAUGAUAUAUUGCUAGGGAAAUCCAUAUAAUAAACAACAUGGUAGAGCAAAGCAUUGUCUUUAGAGCAAAUUACAUGAAUCAAAGUUAAGAAUAUUUUGGAAUAAAUCCUGUUUUUCCAGUUUCCUUUGUUUUCAUUAGUAGUCCUUACAUACAAUACUGUAACAG
Pelobates cultripes (western spadefoot toad) is the source of this 20951-nucleotide messenger RNA. The record is from the annotation of a GenBank genome assembly. NCBI's taxonomy places the organism in Eukaryota, Metazoa, Chordata, Amphibia, Anura, Pelobatidae.